Trichechus manatus latirostris (Florida manatee) is the source of this 5081-nucleotide messenger RNA. RefSeq names its product PPARG related coactivator 1 (gene PPRC1). The record is from RefSeq and is a predicted model, not a curated record. Gene Ontology annotation, molecular function: transcription factor binding; RNA binding. The transcript has 14 exons. Lineage: Eukaryota; Metazoa; Chordata; Mammalia; Sirenia; Trichechidae. Gene Ontology annotation, biological process: positive regulation of transcription by RNA polymerase II. Bases 20 to 5002 code for a protein of 1660 amino acids. Gene Ontology annotation, cellular component: nucleus.
UGGGUGUUUAGGGGCCAAGAUGGCGGCUCGCCGGGGACGGAGAGACGGAGUCCCGCCGCCCCCGGGAGGGGGCCCCGGACCAGGACCCGGCAGUGGAAUCCGCAGCAGUGGUUGGGGGGGUCGGAGCCAAGCGCCGUAUGGGACCGUGGGAUCUGUGAGUGGCGGAGAGCAGGUGCUCCUGCAUGAGGAAGGGGAUGAUUCUGGCUUUGUCAGUCUAUCUCGCUUGGGCUCAUCUCUGAGAGACAAGGACCUGGAGAUGGAGGAGCUGAUGCUGCAGGAUGAGACACUGCUGGGGACCAUGCAGAGCUACAUGGAUGCCUCCCUCAUCUCUCUCAUUGAGGAUUUUGGGAGCCUUGGAGAGAGCAGGUUAUCUCUGGAGGAUCAGAAUGAAGUGUCACUGCUUACAGCCUUGACUGAGAUCUUGGACAAUGCAGAUUCAGAGAACCUGUCUCCAUUUGACAGCAUUCCUGACUCGGAGCUGCUUGUGUCGCCUCGGGAAGGCUCCUCCUUGCACAAGCUGCUUACCCUGUCUCGGACACCCCCAGAUCGUGACCUCAUCACCCAGGUUGACCCGCUGGGGCCUACCACAGGCAAUAGCAGAGUGAGUGGGGUUGAUAUGUCUGUCACAGAUCCUUGGGAUUUUUCCCCACCCUCUUUCUUGGAGACUUCCUCCCCCAAGCUUCCUAGCUGGAGGACCCCAAGAUCACGACCCCGCUGGGGCCAGUCCCCUCCUCCUCCACAGCGUAGUGAUGGAGAAGAAGAGGAGGAGGCAGCUGGCUUCAGUGGCCAGGUGCUUGCUGGGGAGCUCGACAACUCUGGAAGUAGCAUCCCAGACUUCCCCAUGCACCUGGCCUGCCCUGAGGAGGAAGAUGAGGCAGCAGCAGCAGAGAUGGCAGUGCCGGCAGCUGGUGAUGAGAGCAUCUCCUCCCUGAGUGAGCUGGUGCGGGCCAUGCACCCAUACUGCCUGCCCAACCUUACCCACCUGACAUCGCUUGAGGAUGAGCUUCAGGAACAGCCAGAUGACUUGACACUGCCUGAGGAUUGUGUGGUUCUGGAGAUUGUGGGCCAGGCUGCUGCAGCUGGUGAUGACCUGGAGAUCCCAGUUGUGGUGCGGCAGAUCCCUACUGGGCCCCAGCCUGUGCUCCUGGAUGACUCACUAGAGGCUACUCCAGCCUUGCAGUUGCUCAUGCCCACACUGGAGUCCAAGAUAGAGGCUACUGUGCCCAAGGAAGAGGAAAAACUGGAGUCAGCAUGCUUGUUGGAACCCAGGGAAGUCAUGGAGCCAGUGGUGCCCAAGGAGCCUCAAAACCCACCUGCCAACACAGUGCUGGGUUCCCAGAGAGCUCGAAAGGGCAGGAGGAAGAAGAGCAAAGAGCAGCCAGCAGCCUGUGCAGAAGGCUAUGUCAGGAGGCUGAGGUCAUCCUCUCGUGGUCAGUCUGCCGUGGCCUUGGAGGCCACCUCUCAGGCAGGCAACUUGCAGAAGCAGCCUCAGGAGGAACGUCAAAGAGAACUCGGGCCUCCCCGGGGUAGGGGGAAGCCUCGGGCCUGGGCUCGGGCCUGGGCGGCUGCCUUGGAAAAGCCCAGCUCUGAGAAUGUGGAGAGUGAUGCUGAACAAGCCAGCCCUGCUAAAGACAGGACUCCAGAUCUCUGUCCUAAGCUGCUUGACACCAUCCAAGCCAACUCGCUUCCAGCCUCUCUCUUGUUGGUUGGUUCUGCUCAAGCUGACCCCAUGCCAGUUGACUCUGUUGAAUCUGAUCGCACUGCAGUUGAAUCCAUUCUAGCUGAUCCUGCACCUGCAUUGGUUGACCUUGCCUCAGCCAACUCAGUGCUGGCUGACCCUCUCCCGGCUGACGCAGUGCUGACUGACCCAGUCUUGUCUGACUCGGCAGCCAUUGACCCUGCAGUGGUUGUUCCCAUCUCAGAUGACUUGCCACUGGUUGACCCUAUACCAGCUAACCUAGCACCAGUUGACCUAGCACCAGUUGACCCUGUUGCUGAUGACCUGGCUCCAGUUAAACCUGUGCUAGUUAAGCCCAGGCCAACUGAUCCCAGGCGUGGUGCAGUGUCAUCAGCCCAGGGGAGUCCAGCUCCCCAGCUUCUCUUGGAAUCUGAGCCCACGGAUCACUCAAAGUCCAUCAUCCCUGAAGUCAAGGAGGUUGUGGGUCCUCAGAAGGUGGAAAGUGGUACUAAUGUCACAACCCAGGAAGCCAGACCUCGGCCUCUCAGCCUAUCUGAGUACUGGCGACGAAGGCAGCAACGCCAAGCAGAGGCAGAAGAGAGGAGUCCCCAGCCUCCAGCUGGGAAGUGGCCUAGCCUCCCAGAGACCCCCACAGGGCUGGCAGAUAUCCCUUGUCUUGUCAUUCCACCAGCUCGAGCCAAGAAGACAGCUCUGCAGAAAAGCCCUGAGGCUCCCCCUGAGACUCCCCCUGAGGCUUGUAUUGUGCCUGUGGGUCUCAGCCCUGCUUCUCCCAGUCCUGAGCUAUCUUCAAGCAAACCUGUGGCCUCAACUCCCACUGAGCAGGUGCCAUCCCAAGAGAUGCCACUGCCUGUAAGGCCUCUACCUCCUACUGUACAGACCACGUCUCCUGUCAGGCCCAUGCCUCCCACAAUGCCCACUUUGCCUUUUCCUUCAGGUGGGCUGGGCAUGCCUCCCGUGCUGCCCCUUCCCUCAAGUGGGCAAGGGGUCCCCAGCCUGCCCCCACCACCUUUGCAGCCUCCUAGCCUUCCGAUGUCUGUGGGGCCAGUGCCACCUGAUCCCUAUAGCCAUUAUGCUUCUAUACCACCCUGGCCUUGUUAUCCACCCGUGUCCCCUUCUGGAUAUCCUUGCUUGCCUCCACCCUCAACGGGACCCCUAGUAUCUGGUACUCCUGGCAUCUAUGCUGUGCCCCCCACUUGCAGUGUGCCUUGGGUACCCCCUCCUGCCCCAGUCCCACCUUACAACUCCAGCUGUUCCUAUGGGCCCUUGGGAUGGGGCCCAGGGCCACAGCAUCCUCCAUUCUGGCCUAGUGUGCCUCCACCUCCAUUGCCUGCAGCCUCUGUUGGGAGAGUUGUUCCUCCACCCAAGAUGGAGCAUAGUGGCUUCCCAGCUGGCCCUCCUGAAAAUGUACUUCCUGUGCCUAUGGCUCCUUCUGUCAGUCUUGGGCCUACUGGCCAUGGAGUUCCACAGAUAGAGCCCACCAAGGUGGAGGUCAACCCAGUGCCUGCAUCUCCCCAUCUGAAGCACAAGGUGUCUUCCCCAGUGCAAAGCCCCCAGAUCAAGUCUCCACCAUGUCUACCUGCUGAGGGUGUGGCUAUUGAGGAGCUUGUGUCAGAGAGGCUAAAGCCUGAGACCCAGGAGAAGCCCCCCUCUCCUGCUGCCAAGGCUGUGCCAACACCAAGGCAGAGCACUGGCCCCAAGCUGCCUGCUGUCCACCCAGCCCGUCUAAGGAAGCUAUCUUUCCUGCCCCCCCCACGUACCCAGGGCCCUGAGGACGUGGUACAGGCUUUCAUCAGUGAGAUUGGAAUUGAGGCGUCGGACCUGUCCAGUCUGCUGGAGCAGUUUGAGAAGUCAGAAGCCAAAAAGGAGUGCCCUCCCCUGGCUCCUGCUGACAGCUUGGCUGUAGGAAACUCAGGCAGCGUUGACACUCCCCAGGAGAAGAGGCCCCUAGACCGGUUACAAGCCCCAGAACUGGCCAACGUGGCAGGGCUCACCCCUCCAGCUACCCCUCCCCACCAGUUAUGGAAGCCCCUGGCUGCUGUCUCACUGCUGGCCAAAGCCAAAUCUCCUAAAUCCACCGCCCAGGAGGGAACCCUGAAGCCUGAAGGAGUUACAGAGGCCAAACAUCCAGCUGCAGCCCGCCUCCAGGAAGGGGUCCAUGGCCCUAGUCCAGUCCAUGUGGGCUCUGGGGACCAUGACUAUUGUGUCCGGAGCAGGACCCCCCCAAAAAAGACGCCUGCCUUAGUCAUUCCAGAGGUGGGCUCCCGAUGGAACGUCAAACGCCAUCAGGAUAUCACCAUCAAGCCCGUGUUGUCCCUGGGCCCAGCCGUCCCCCUGCCCCCAUGCACAGUUGCCUCCAAGGAGCCGCUUGAUCACAGGACUAGCAAUGAGCAGGCAGAUCCCCCAGCCCCUUGCCUUGCCCCAUCUGCCUUGCUGUCACCUGAGGCCUCGCCCUGCCGGAAUGACAUGAACAGUAGGACUCCCCCUGCAUCCUCAGCCAAGCAGCGGUCAAUGCGCUGUUAUCGAAAAGCCUGCAGGUCAGCCAGCCCCCCAAGCCGGGGCUGGCAGGGCCGUCGCGGCCGCAGCAGCCAUUCUGUCAGCUCUGGGUCCAACGGGACCAGCGAAGCAUCUUCCUCCUCAUCCUCAUCGUCGUCUUCCUCAUCCCGUUCUCGGUCCAGGUCCCUCUCCCCCCCACACAAGAGGUGGCGAAGGUCCAGCUGCAGUUCCUCUGGGCGUUCCCGAAGAUGCUCUUCCUCUUCCUCCUCCUCAUCAUCCUCUUCGUCUUCCUCAUCCUCCUCAUCCAGUUCUCGCAGCCGAUCCCGUUCCCCAUCCCCCCGCCGGAGAAGUGACAGGAGGCGGCGGUACGGCUCUUACCGUUCGAAUGACCAUUACCAAAGGCAGAGAGUGCUGCAGAAGGAGCGUGCAAUAGAAGAGAGAAGGGUGGUCUUUAUCGGGAAGAUACCUGGCCGCAUGACGCGGUCAGAGCUGAAACAGAGGUUCUCGGUUUUUGGAGAGAUUGAGGAGUGCACCAUCCACUUCCGUGUCCAGGGUGACAACUACGGGUUCGUCACUUACCGCUAUGCCGAGGAGGCAUUUGCAGCCAUUGAGAGUGGCCACAAGCUGCGGCAGGCAGACGAACAGCCUUUUGAUCUCUGCUUUGGGGGCCGCAGGCAGUUCUGCAAGAGGAGCUAUUCUGAUCUUGACUCCAACCGGGAAGACUUUGACCCUGCCCCUGUAAAGAGCAAAUUCGAUUCUCUUGACUUUGACACAUUGUUGAAACAGGCCCAGAAGAACCUCCGGAGGUAACCCUGGGCUCUCCUCCCCCCCUUAUCUUUGGAGGUGCCCAAUCUCCUUCAUCCCCCUCCCCCGAUCGAGGGGAGAGAGC